Molecule: messenger RNA, 4830 nt
Organism: Hemicordylus capensis (graceful crag lizard)
Lineage: Eukaryota; Metazoa; Chordata; Lepidosauria; Squamata; Cordylidae
Product: zinc finger protein OZF-like
Exons: 6
Coding region: 648-2360 (570 amino acids)
Biological process (GO): regulation of transcription by RNA polymerase II
Cellular component (GO): nucleus
Molecular function (GO): RNA polymerase II cis-regulatory region sequence-specific DNA binding; DNA-binding transcription activator activity, RNA polymerase II-specific
Source: RefSeq, a predicted model, not a curated record
CAGGAAGCGGAAACGAAAGAAGACACCGCCCGGAAAAGCAACACGGAGACCCGGAGCAACUUGGCUGAUUGCAGUUUUUACCCCCGAAAGCCUAUCCUGGAUCUUAUUAAGAUGUAGCUUGAGCGGUGCAUGUUCAAGAUUACUUAAUGCGGGUUAAUUAUCCGAUAAUCAGUCUAUGGUGCUUAUGAGAAUGGCAAAAUAAAAAGGUUGGGUUUUUGCCCCCUCCCCCUUAAAAAAGCUUGAAUUUUUAAUUUAUUUUUGCGGGAGAGAGGUGAGUGCAUGCCUCUGGGAGAAAAGGGCAUUCUGACCCGCUUUAGGGACCAGGGGAUUGUCUUGCUCUUUGGGAUUCAUCGGGAGCAGAGCAGAGCAGGGCAAGGGUGCCACUUUCGUAGUGUUUUGACAUUGGAGCUGGAGAAGGCAGGCGCGGAAGCUCCUUGAAAACUGCUGCACCGACAGAAAGGCGGCGGCGGCGGCGAAACUGCAGCAGCAGCGGAGGAGGGAAGAGAGCUGAGCCAAAGGAACAAGGCGGCUGCUGAACGGGCUGCCUGGUGACUUCUGAGGAUGUGGCCAAGUGAUUCAUGAAGGAGCAGCUGAAUCCAAACUGAUGAAUUUUCUACUGUGUCAUCCUACAGGAGAAUUGUGGGAACAUGGCCUCAUUAGAGUUCUCUAGUGUGACAAUAAAGCUAGAAGAAGAAGAAGAAGAAGAGGUACCAUGGCUUCCGAAUAACCAGGGAUCAGAGGAAAAUAAGAGCUUCCCAGGUGCCUGCUUAGCAGGAUUUCCUGUUCCCAAAUCGGAUGUGAUCCAUGAAGGAAAUCCAUGGAUUCCAGAGCCUGUUUCAAAAGAAAAGGAGAUCCCAACGGACUACAGCUCGGAGCUUCCAGAUGUGAUAAUCAAGCUGGAGCAGGAAGAGGAGCCAUGUGCUCCAUGUUACCAGAGUUCGAAGGGCAGUGUAACAUUCCAUGGGACCCACUCAGUAGGAGAUGGACCUGCAGGAAACUUUAUAGGAGAAACUCCAUAUUACUCAAAUUGCGGGAGAAGCCUCAGUGAUAAGCCAGACCUUAUAAAACACGAGAGCCAGCCUACAGCUGAGAAACCACAUAAAUGCUCACGCUGUGCCAAGAGCUUCAUGAAAAGAUCCAACCUCCGCACACAUGAGAGAAUCCAUACGGGAGAAAAGCCGUUCCGGUGCUCUGAAUGCGGGAACAGCUUCAGUGAUGGGUCCAGCCUCAUUCGACACAAAAGGAAACACACUGGAGAGAAACCGUACAGUUGCUCGGAGUGUGGGAAAAGGUUCAACCAGAGCUCCAGCCUCAUAAGGCAUGAAAGAAGCCACACAGAGCAGAGACCAUACAAAUGCUUAGAAUGCGGCAAAAGGUUCAACCAGAGUUCAACCCUGGUCCGACAUGAGAGAAUCCACCGAGAACAGCGACCAUACAAAUGUUCACGCUGUGGCAAACGAUUCAUCCAGAGCUCCAGCCUCCUUGCACACGAGAGAAUCCACUCUGGGGAGAAACCAUAUCAAUGCACCAUGUGUGGAAAAGGUUUCGUUCAAAGAUCCAACCUCCUUAUUCAUGAGAUGAAACACACUGGUCUGAAACCAUUUAAGUGUCCCGAGUGUGGGAAAGGUUUUAAUCAGAAUUCAAGUCUUGUCAUACACAGAAGAAUCCACACAGGAGAAAAACCAUACAACUGUUCCCAUUGCGGAAGACGUUUCAGUGACAAAUCAAGCCUUAAUAAACACGAGAGAGCCCACAGAGGAGACAAACCGUAUAAGUGCUCAAACUGUGGGAAAAGCUUUGUUCGAAGGUCACACCUCCUCACACACGAGAGGAUCCACACAGGAGUGAAGCCGUUCAAAUGCUCGGACUGCGGGAAAUGUUUCAGUAGCCGUUCGCACCUUAUCAGGCACGCUGGAACCCACACGGGGGAGAAACCCUACGAUUGCUCUUUUUGUGGUAAAAGUUUCAACAGGAAAUCCAAUCUGACAAAUCACGAGAGGACCCACACAGGAGAGAAACCAUAUAAAUGCCCUGACUGUGGGAAAAGCUUCAGUGACAGGUCGAGCCUGAUCAAGCAUGGGAGAAUCCACACGGGUGAGAAACCAUACAGCUGUUCAGCUUGCGAGAAAAGCUUCAGCGACAAAUCGAGCCUCAUCCGACAUGAGAGAAUCCACACGGAGGAGAAGCCGUAUAAAUGCUCGGACUGUGGGAAAGGCUUCAACCAGAGUUCAAGCCUCAUUGUCCACGAGAGAACCCAUACAGGAGAGAAACCGUUCAAGUGUUCAGAUUGUGGCAAAGGCUUCAUUAGGAGAACGAUUCUUAAUAAGCAUGAGAGAACCCACAUGGAAGAGAAGCAGUAAAGAUUGGGACUGUAGGUUAAGAUGCUAUGGUGACAGUCCAAGCACUCUUAGACAUGAGGAACUCCUAUUGGAAGCAGAUGUAGUUUAGUGGAGGAGCUAUGAACUAGGAUAUUGCUCCUGGUUCAGACACUGCCUCUGCCAGGAUCUUAGGUAGUUUUAGGCGAGUCAUUAGUCUCACCGCCCCCAUCCGACGGGAUGUGGCUUCACACAUGGGCCGCAAUCCAGCACAGAAGGAGGUUUGCUUAAGCCUAUUUAGCCCAUGAUAUAAAGAGGCUAAACUCAGAGUUGGAUUUCUAACUCUCAUAUCUUUCUUACAGAGUUGAUGUCCGUAUAAGGGGGAAAUUUGCAAAAUGGAUCUGAUUGGCUUCCAGUUUGCAUGCACCCAGUAAUGUAGCCAUGUCCACCGUGUUCAUACACACAUGCUUUUCAGACCCUGAUUUCGCUUAGCUCCCGCUGCCAUGUCCUCUUGUCUCCAUUGAGUAAAAACAUCUCUGGUGAAGUGGCUUAAAGUUUCAAGACGGAGGACAAGGUUAUGCAUCAGUAGAAAGAGACUCGAUUAGGCAUCCUAAUGAAUAGUCUAUUUUUGUCUUCUGUUGAGCUUAAGAGCAGGUUCUGAAAAAACGGCAAUGACAAUGAGCUUGUGUAACGCACUGUUGCAAGAUCUAGUGAUGGCUGCUAGAUUAGAUGGCUUAUUACAGAGUUUUAGAGAAAUUCAUGGAGGAAAAUGGGCCUGUCAGCAGUUCUUAGGCAUGACAGCUAAAUAGAAUGUCUGUUUUCAACAGUAAUAUGCCUCUGCGUAUCAAAUGAUGGGGAGGGCACAUAUUGGGGGUGGGUGUUGCCUUUAUGCCUUGCUUCUAGGCUUUCUAAACGCAUGCGGCCAGCCCCUGUCAGCAAAAGGAUGCUGGGUUAGAUGGAUCCGUUUCUGAUCUUAGGUUCUUAUGCAGGGGUGAAGACAGAUAUUCUAAAGCAGGGGUUCUCAACUUUGGGUCUCCCAAUGGUUGGCCAUUGUGGCUGGGGAUGAUAGGAGUUGUAGCCCAACAUAAUCUAUGGAACCAAGGUUGGAAACCUCUGUUCUGAAGUGUGUUGGAAGAGGCUUGCAUCCAUCUUUUCUGCAUUAAGAGAUUUGUUUUCAGAGCAAAGAGUGCAUGUUCAACCACACUUUGGCUGUAUGUCUGUAUGCCUAGUUCCACAUAGUGUUCCACGAACAUAAGGGUCUGUGUGCAGUGGCAUACCUGCUGUGCUGCACCCCGCCUAUCCAAGGGCAGGGUUGCACAUGCUGGUUCUGUUCGAUCAGAAACCCAGCCAUGCUUGGUGAGUUCAGAGAGGCUCCAAGGGUCCAAAGAAUUGUGUCAGCACUGAAGCAACAAUUUCCCCCACCACUCCUAAUGGGAGAAGGAUCACCCUAGCAUGGAUAGAUUUUUGGAUCGAACGGAACUAGCAUACGCGCCCUGCUCUUGAAUUGGUGGGACAUUGUGCAGUUUGUAAGCAGUCAGCAUGUAUACAGAUCUCUGGGUGUCCUGUUGUUCAGAUAUUAUCCAAUGCAUGUACAACAGUACCCUUCCUAUCUGUACCCUGUAUCCAGGUCCACUUUUAAAUUGAGCACAUGUACAAUCAUUCACCCAAAACCAUGUACAUGUGUGCAGACACCUGUAGGCAUGUACAACAUAAUGUCUGAAUAGGGCUUGUCUUCACCCUAAUUCUGCUCCCCCUAGGGUCUGUUCGAAUUUGUUCUUCAUUCCAGCAACAACUACCCACUCCACCCUAAGCCUUAUGACACAUGGCAAAUUGCUUUUGAGGUCAAAGAGCAUUUCAGAAAGCUGUUAGUGAAAUGGCACCGGGGAGCCUGUUGUCCAAAGACAGAUUGUCAGACAUCUCAGUUGGGUCCAUCAAAGUAGCUCCUUGGACCCUGACCUAAGUGUGCAGACAGGUCGUAAUAAAUCCAAACUCCCUGCAGAAGAAAAAUGAGCUGCUGGCAUCUUGAAUAUGUUACACAGAGUGAAAUCGGUCUGCUGAUUUUGAUCCAGCAGGGAUGCUUUCUUAAUGACGCUACCAAUGUGUUAUCAAGUGAGGGUGCAAAGAAGAGUGUUCUCGGUGGCCCCUCCACCUGGGAACUCACCAGAAUCCAAGCCUGAACAGUUUUUUGUAAGUGUCCUAAAGCCUAACUGCUCAGGUUUGCUUUUGGGGUUCAGUUCAGAAUGAAACUGGCAAAAGGUGGAGGGAAAGCUGGGUAAAAUUUCACCUUGUUCUUCUGGAAGGAUUUUGUUACCUACCCUGAGCCUUCAGCAAGUGGCUGGCUUAGAAAACUCUAAAUAAACUAAAAACGUUUUGUAUUAUGUUGUCCUAUGUGAAAAGCAGUGGGAUAAAAGAUGAGAGCUGUCACCUUUUAUUUUAGGUGGUUUUUUUUUAAUGCUCUAGUCUAAAGAGUGUACAGACAUAGCAAACAUAUAUCAAUAUCUUACCUUAUUUGCAA